AUGACACAUGAAAAGCCUGGUAGCUCAGGCCAGAAGUUCUUUGGAGAUAAAAUCAAAGUUGUGACUAGUGACAGAAUCGCUGCAGAUAGAAAUGUAAAUAAUAUUUCUGUGCAGACAGGUGAGGAAUUUUCUCCCCAGUUUGCUCGAAGAAGAGUACCGGAACUGAAGCAGCUAGGGCAAAUGGGAUUCAAUUAUAAUCAGAAUAAUCUGAUGGGUUCUGAAAAUCAUACCGGCAAUCGUGGGAUAAGGAGAAAGGACUCUGAUUCUGAUGCUUCAGAUUAUGUUUCCAGGAUAGAAGCCACAGGAGCUGCUGAACUAGAAAAUAGGGUUUAUACUGAUAAUACAAGCAGAUACCACUGGGAGUAUGUUCCCAAUGCACUGAAACCAAGUAACUAUGUUGAUGAAACAAAUAAUUCUGUUCGAGUAACCUUAGGUCCGACCAGUCCACCUAAAUGUGCGCUGGAACCCCCUUGGCCAUGUCAUCCUGUUGGAACUAAAGUUUCAGAAAGUGGUUUCUCUGGAAAAAUGAAAUUUCUGUGCAGCUUUGGGGGGAGGAUAUUACCAAGGCCAAAUGAUGGGAAGCUCAGAUAUGUGGGUGGAGAAACGAGGAUCAUAUCCAUCAGAAAAAAUUUUACAUGGGAGGAGCUUGCGAAGAAAACUUUGGGAAUUUCUGACCAACCUCAUAUGAUCAAGUACCAGCUACCUGGCGAGGAUCUUGAUGCACUCAUUUCUGUUUCUUCUGAUGAAGAUCUUCAUCACAUGAUAGAGGAAUAUCAAGAGCUUGAAAGAAAUGUAGGCACCCAAAGACUGCGGAUAUUUCUUGUUUCUUCAGGUGAACCUGACAGCCCAAAUUCUUUUGACAGUAAGACCUCACAACAGUGUAAUGCUGAUAACCAGUAUGUUGUUGCUGUUAAUGGCAUGCUGGACCUUAGUCCCCAGAAGAGCUCUAGUGGACAGAGUUCUGCAAGCCAACUGGGAACUGCUUCAGAUUAUAAGAAUCAAUCUCCUCCUAUAACUCCAGUUAACAUUCAGUACAGAGAUCAUAAAAAUUCUAAAGGCCUAUUUUACGUCGAUCAGCCUUUCCCUAACAGUAAUAAAAAUAUCUGUGGUUUUGCUGGGAACAAAUUUCCAUGUCACACUACAUAUUAUAAUAAUCUUCCUCAUGGGUCGAUGCCGGUGAAUAAAGCUUGCCAUCACCAAUAUCCAGUAGAAACUGACCAGACUAGCAAACUAUUAGACAUGCAUCUUAAUAAUCAUAGCCUGAAUGGAGAUUCUCUUCCUUAUCAGCUACAUCUUCAAAAUUCUAUGAAUUCAGACUGGCCUGCAAUUAUGGAAAGGGCAUUUUCCGACUCACAGUUGCAGGAAAAUGGUGAGGUGUCAAAGAAGUGGUUGGAAGAAGCAGUUAUUCCAUUUUCUCUACACAAUCAUGAAAGGCAAAAAUCACCUUCACUGAAAAUGUCAAAUUCUUCCUCAGAAAGGCCAAUGCUGUGGCCAUAUAUAAUGGAUGAGAAACACCAAUUGACUGACUUCGAGAAUCAAUGCAGUGAAAAGCUGAGUAAUGCUGACUUAGAUCAAGAAGUGCUGAAGUGGAUGGACAGGAAUGUUAACAAUUCUGAUGCUGACAAAGAACAGUAUGGAAGAAAUGUUGGAGGUGCAUCAAAUGGUAAUGCUGUUGAGCAUAGGAACUUACUGAAUUUAAACUAUCCGCCAAGUGCUUAUCAUCAUCUGCCAGAUUCUCAAGCAUAUGGAAGGAUGAUUUCUGCUACUCAAGUUAGCCUUUUAGAAAAUUCUGCAGAUAUUACCUGGAAGCACCCUCAGGGUCACCAAUCAGGCACUAAUGCACCUGAUUUGUUUGUUAAAAGCCAGAAGGUUACCAAGGAUCACCAGUGUGCUAUGACUGAGAGCAUAAGCAGUCAACGAAUUUUCCAUGGGGAUUCUGAAUAUCUACCUUCUGCAUCUCUUGGACCAAGGGAGAAGGAACCAAAAGUCCCUAGCUCUAAAUCAGAUAGGAGUGCUGUAAGCAGGUUGAAUUCCUUGUGUGAUGAAUACCCUGUGGAUUGUCCUGUAAAGGUCGAAAAGAUUCAUGACAAGGGACUAUCAUAUGCGGAACCAAUGGACAGAGAUGCUCUAUACGUCCAGUCUCAGCCCUUAGAUAACCAUCAUGAUGAUAAGAUGCCGGAGCCAGUGGUAAUUGUUGAGGAUGUGACUGGAACUACGCCUCCAGAUAUUCCCUUGUCUUUGAAUGCUGUCCCACGUGUAGAAGAAGAAGUCACAGAGGGAUUUCAAUCUGAUGAAAAUACCGAGGCAGCAAGCACGUGUCAAGAUGAAGAAUACGAAUCUGAGGAUAUUGAAGGUUAUGACAGGGCCAUCAACGAUUCCAUUAGUGAUGCGGCGAUGGCUGAAAUAGAAGCAGGCAUCUAUCAUUUGCAGAUUAUAAAGAACGCAGAUAUUGAAGAAGUGCAGGAAUUAGGAUCCGGCACAUUUGGAACUGUUUAUUAUGGGAAAUGGAGGGGUACUGAUGUCGCUAUUAAAAGGAUAAAAAGGAGUUGUUUUUCAGGCAAUUCAUCAGAACACGAGCGAUUGACUAGAGACUUCUGGAGAGAGGCACGCAUCCUUUCAGAUCUUCACCAUCCAAAUGUGUUAGCAUUUUAUGGCGUGGUCCCCGAUGGACCUGGGGGGACAAUGGCAACUGUGACUGAAUAUAUGGUUAAUGGAUCAUUAAGGCGUGUCCUACAAAAGAAGGAUAGAGCAUUGGAUCGUCGGAAAAAGCUUAUCAUUGCUCUGGACGCUGCUUUUGGCAUGGAAUAUCUGCAUUUAAGAGAUAUCAUUCAUUUUGAUUUGAAGUGUGACAAUUUGCUUGUCAAUUUAAAGGAUCCCCAACGACCCAUAUGCAAGGUUGGAGAUUUCGGAUUGUCAAAAAUCAAACGAAAUACACUUGUAUCUGGUGGUGUGCGUGGAACCCUUCCAUGGAUGGCACCAGAGUUAUUGGAUGGCAGCAGCAACCGAGUCUCUGAGAAGGUUGAUGUCUUCUCGUUUGGUAUUGCAAUGUGGGAGAUCCUGACUGGUGAAGAGCCAUAUGCCAACAUGCAAUUCGGUGCUAUAAUAGGUGGAAUUGUAAGUAACACGCUGAGGCCUCCCAUACCACAACAUUGUGAUGCUGGAUGGAGAAAGCUGAUGGAAGAAUGCUGGGCCUUUGAUCCAGAAGCCAGACCAUCAUUUACAGAGAUAACGAAUAGGCUGCGAGCUAUGUCAAUAGCACUUCACCCAAAGCGACAUAAUUAUGCAAGUUGA
Dovyalis caffra is the source of this 3291-nucleotide messenger RNA. Lineage: Eukaryota; Viridiplantae; Streptophyta; Magnoliopsida; Malpighiales; Salicaceae. The record is from the annotation of a GenBank genome assembly.